Molecule: messenger RNA, 940 nt
Organism: Acyrthosiphon pisum (pea aphid)
Lineage: Eukaryota; Metazoa; Arthropoda; Insecta; Hemiptera; Aphididae
Gene: fln
Product: flightin
Exons: 4
Coding region: 225-824 (199 amino acids)
Source: RefSeq, a predicted model, not a curated record
UUGGGGGCGCUUUACACAGGAAUUUAACGGCACAUUUUGCGAUCCCUGAAAUAUUGGGCAUGAGCCAUACUCAUGGCCACAAGUGAAUUAUAAGUUGUAUGGGCCAAAGGGGUGAUCGAUUCAUUUAAGCUUUCAGUCGGUACUUUAUUGGAUUGGAAUUCAGUUAAGUCUUUAUAGAGGCUCACGAUUUUUAUUCUCUUUUAGUAAAAUUAUACACAUCUAUCAUGGCCGAUCCUGAUGCACCUGCCUGGAUGCUCGACGAUGACGUCGCAGACUUAUCUGCUGAUGUCGGUGGUGAUGAAGAAGUCGUCGAAGAGGAUACUACGCCGGCCAAACCAGUUGAAGCGCCUAAACCACCAGCCGAAUGGAGGAAAACUUAUAAGCUCGCUAUCGAGGAAAAAGACAGGCGCAAGGUUUUCAGACACUGGGCCCGACCGACCAGGCUGCAGUACAACAUUUUGUACGACUACCAGCAUAAUUACUACGACGACUACAUAACGUACAUGAACAGGCGACAGAGGGGACUGUACGACCCGGUCCCUGUGCCGCAGACGUGGGAGGAACGUGUGCUGAGGACAUGCACCAAAGACGGCCGCCGUCUGUCGUCGUCUGACUUCCCGCUGGUCAAGUCCAAGCUCAACGACUACAUGGUAAUACCGUCCAUUUGCCGGGCAGACCACGACAAGCAUUAUUACUACAGACAGUACUACGACCAGCUCAUCGGUACACCUUGGGUUACGUUGUCAACAUUAGGUCGUCAUCCUAAUAUGUUGGAUGUACCACGGCCAUCUAUUAAAGACCGAUUGCAUGCUCAAAAUAUCUAAAUUUAUCAUUUUGAAUGUUGCAGACAAAUUAGACUUACAACAAACUCUGCUGUACAAUAUACAUACUUUGUAUUAUAGAACCAUCAAUCAAUAAAACUGAAUUUAUACGUCAUUUU